Molecule: messenger RNA, 3474 nt
Organism: Naumovozyma dairenensis CBS 421
Lineage: Eukaryota; Fungi; Ascomycota; Saccharomycetes; Saccharomycetales; Saccharomycetaceae
Gene: AKL1
Product: serine/threonine protein kinase AKL1
Exons: 1
Coding region: 1-3474 (1157 amino acids)
Biological process (GO): protein autophosphorylation; actin filament organization; actin cortical patch assembly
Cellular component (GO): cytoplasm
Molecular function (GO): protein serine/threonine kinase activity; ATP binding
Source: RefSeq, a predicted model, not a curated record
AUGUCUAGUACAGGAAGACCUGUAUCGAGUAAUACCACUAAUGUAAAUAUAUCAGUUGGCACUGAGAAAUUCCCAGCUGGGACUCAAGUUGCAGUAGGAUCUCACAAAGUCGAGAUUAUUAAAUAUAUCGCUGAAGGUGGAUUUGCUCAAAUUUAUGCAGUCAAAUAUGUAGAAUCAUUGAAUGAAUUCGAAGAUAGCAACACUGAUGAAAAUGCACAUCUUUCAGGGGAUAGGCAAGCUCCAAAUCCGAUGAUAUUGAAACUAGGUGAUAUCGCCUGUUUGAAAAGGGUUUUGGUUCAAGAUGAAAAUGGGCUGAAUGAAAUGAGAAAUGAAGUGGAAGUGAUGAAGAAACUGAAAGGGGCACCUAAUGUUGUUCAAUAUUUCGAUUCGAAUGCUUCAAGGCGCCAUAAUGGUGCCUCUGGGUUUGAAGUCCUUUUAUUGAUGGAAUUGUGUCCGAACAAAUCUUUGUUAGACUAUAUGAAUCAAAGAUUGACCACCAAAUUAACAGAACACGAAAUAUUGAAAAUCAUGUACGAUAUCACAUUUGCAGUUUCUCACAUGCACUAUUUAAAGAUCCCCUUACUUCACAGGGACAUUAAAAUUGAGAAUGUGCUAGUUGAUGCCCAAAACAAUUUCAAGUUAUGUGAUUUUGGAUCAACAUCAACAAGGUUACCUAUAGUUACGACUCAUCAAGAUAUAGCUCUUUUAACACAGAACAUUUAUGUUCAUACUACUCCACAGUAUCGAUCACCUGAAAUGAUAGAUCUUUAUAGAUGUCUUCCAAUCGAUGAGAAAUCUGAUAUUUGGGCAUUGGGUAUCUUUCUCUAUAAAUUAUUGUUUUUCAUUACUCCAUUUGAAAUGACAGGUCAAUUUGCAAUUUUACAUUCGAAGUAUGAAUUCCCCAAGAAUAACUAUUCUUCAAAAUUAAUUAAUCUUAUUAUUAUUAUGUUGGCAGAAAAUCCGAAUUUAAGACCGAAUAUCUACCAAGUGUUGGAUAAUAUAUGUUCAAUGAUGAAUGUUGAAGUACCUAUUGAAGAUAUUUAUGAACAAGGCCCAUAUAACUUUGAGAAAUAUACACAUUUUCAAAACAAGAUACAAAAUAUUCAAUAUCAUGUUUACUUGUUGGAAGACAAGAAAUUUAAAAAUAAGGGUAAACUAAACCAAUCUGAUGUUAGUGUCUUGAACGAUUUAUUCGCUACUUCGUUUGAUAUAGUCCCUAAAGUGACACCAGAAGUUAAUAUACCAUCUCCCUCCCCAGGUCCUACCAUGCCAGAUACGUAUUUGAAAGAACAACAACAAAGAGAAUUUAUCCAAAAACAAGCUGACAACAUGAGUGAUAAAAGAAAAUCAGUUCAAUCAAAUGAUGCCCUGUCAAGACAUACAUCUAAUACAGUUGAUUCUGGAAAUAAAGAUAUUAAUAAUCGAAUGACUGCGGAACAAAUGGAGAUUAAUCCAGUGAAAAGCCAUAUCGAAAACGAUAAAUCGUUGCCAAACUUAGAGCAGUAUUUCCCAACAGUUGGUGAAUUCGAUAGCUUUAUGAACAACGAAAUCAAGCAACAGCAACACCAAAAGCAACAGCCCCCUAUCCAACAAUCUGUAAUGGCAAAUAUAGUUGAACCAGACAUCCCUAAUCAACUAUCGAACGACAACUUCCAUUUGACGCCUAUAGCAAUGAACCAGAGACAAAAAAGUUUAGGGUCCAUGUCAACAGAAGGAAAAUCUAUUAGAAGUAACUCCCAUGGGACUGUAGGUGAAAUAUUACCAAAUGAGUUUACUGCAAAAUCAGAGGCAUCUGUUAGCAUGAAACAACAUAAAUCGAAUAAUCCAUUCCCUAAAAUGGGAUAUGGUGUUUCUACGACAAGUGAAAACAUGGGUAAUUACUUCUUGGAGAAUAUUGACAAUAACAAAAACAAUGUCAAUCUCUCCUCAUCUCAACUGCCACCUGCAAAUCCAUCACCAAUGAAAAUGCAGCAACAGUUAGAUAAAAGGUAUAUCCAGCAACAACAACAACAACAACAACAACAACAGCAACAGCAACAACAGCAACAGCAGCAGCAGCAAAAGCAACAACCGAUAUUUUACAAUCCUAUUGAAAAUCUAGUUCAACCACAGCCGCAACCGUCUGCUCAAGGGCAGCCUUUGAAUCAACUCCCAAAUGUUGGAUCUCUAUCUAGCAAUGCAAGGAUUGGAUUUCAAGGUAUCCCAUCGACCUAUAAUACUCAGACUCAGGUAGCUCCUGUCCAGCAAAUAUCCAAAGGACCUCCUCGACAGGUAAUAAACCCAACUGAACAGCAAAUAGCACCAGUUCCGCAACAAAAAAUUCAACCGGCGAUCGAACAGUUCCAAACACAUUUGAUGGACGAAACAAACGCACCAAUGGUUCCACCACAUCCGCAGAAUAAGAUUUUAAGUGAACGUCGAAUUGAUUCACCUUCUGAAGGGACACCUCCAACAAUGCCACCACAUCCAUCUAAACUAGAAGAAAAAUUACUUAUAGAUUUGUCUCCUCCAAGAGAUAGAAAACCAUUAAUUACCCAAUCCCCUAACGUUAAACAGGUUAGGAGAAGCAUUAGCUUAAGUUCCCCACAAAGGAAAAGAGAUUUAGAAUUAAACUUUAGUGAUAUUUCCAGCUCGCAGUUGACAGAAUCAUAUAAUAACAGCAAUGAUGCAGAUUUAAGAAGUAGUAGUAGUGUGGCUUCCACUGAAAGUAUUAAUAUCAACCUUGAUAGAAUGAAAAAAAAAAACAAUUUAAGCAGAGGACUUAUGAAGGAGAAUAAUAAUAUGGAAAACACCGAGGACAGUGGAUUAAGAGCAAGAAAUAAUGGUACAGUUUCUCAUGAUACGAGAAAAAUUGAACCUAGAACAGGUAGGCAAUCUUUAGAUUUAAGAUACCAAGAAGUGCAUUUUUCACCCGAUCUAAGACAAGAAAUUAUGACUAGUACAAAGAAAAAUGGAAGCGGUAAUAACCUUAAUAAUACAGCCGGGAAUCAUAUCAUUUCGAGCAUAAGAGAGGCGGAUGAUAUUAGUGAUCAUAUCGGCAAUAAUGCUGACAUGAAUACCGACCAUGAUGAAGAAAGUGAUAUGGGUGGCUUUGUAGACGAUGACGGCAACCUGAUUGGAAGGACGGCGUCGGGCAAAAAGAAUAAUCACCACCAUCAUCGUACCCAUAGUAAUCAUUUUACCCGUUUUGAAGGAGGUAGCAAUUCAUUGACUAACAUCAUAAGCAGCAAAAAUGGUCGAAACAGUAAUACAAGGGGAGCGAAAGCUGAUUUAGAUAGGUACAAGGGUUCAUCCAAAAAUAAUAGUAACAGCAGUAUCCAAAUUAGUACUACUAAUACAAAUGAGAUGAAGAAAUCGUUUGCUCGAGCAAGACAAUCAUUAGACCUAGAGAGGAUACGUAGAGAGAGUCUUAUUCCGGGGGAUAAUGGUAAAAGAAGAUCUAUAUUUUCAGUUUUCCGAAACGACAAAAAAUAA